UCAACGGGUCUACAUUUAUCCUAUAAAUAAAAAUAUUGAAAAAGCUUCAUUAGUUUUAAGAUAAUUAUGAUGAAAGCAUCAUACCUACAAAGCUAAAAAUCUUAACAUAAAGAAAGAAGGGUUGGUUUUAAAGAGAGACCAAACCAAUGUAAAACACUUGAUAGGAACUUAUUUGUCCAUAUCUAUUUGCCCUUUGGGGUCAUCUGAAAACCACUCUUUAUGAUUUUGUAACAGCAAAAGAAAGAAAGAAAGAAAGAAAGAAAGAAAAUUAUACAAAUUGACAGACUCACAUGUGGGUCAGAUCAUAUAGCGCCACAACACACACAAUCUCAGCAUGUUAGUCACGCGUCCCUAUGCCAAUAUCACUCACCUACAACAAUCCAAUCUUAUAUAAUUCACCGCCAAUUAUUGAACUUCAUCAGCCACCAAAUUUCAUACAUAUAUAUAUGUACAAAUUCUACAAGCAAAGAUAAGAUUAGAAUCAAACCAAAGUUUCAACCAUGUGGAGAGACCUUCCAUUUGAUCUCCUAGCCAAUAUUUUUUACUUUCUUUCACCUGAUUCACUUGCCUGCGCGCGCUCCACAUGUCGACAGUGGCAAAACUGUGCCAAGACUCGACCUUUAUCUCACUCUAAGCACUACCCAGAUUGGUUUAUGGCCUUACCAAAUCGGAGCAACACUCAAUUCUGCUAUGCCCACAAUCCCAUAUCAAAGAAUUGGUACUCAAUUCCUAUUGAUUUCUUACCUGGAGUUGGAGUUGGAGGAGUUAAGCCACUUGGGUCUGUAAAAAGCCUUAUUCUUUUCAGAACCACAAGCCUCAAUACUUAUCCCCAUUUACUCCUUUGUAACCCUUUUACAAAGGAAUACAAACAACUUCCUAAGCUAAACAUGUCCAGAACCAAUCCAGCUGUGGGUCUCAUAGCUCUAGACGAUGAUGAUGAUGAUGAUGAUGAUGAUGAUCACUCCUUCUCUUCCUCUUUCCCCAGUUUCAAGGUCUACGUGGCAGGUGGGAUGUCAGACUCGCCAACCAGUGGUUGUUCAGCUUACGAGUCCACGUUGGAAAUGUACGAUUCACAUUACGACACGUGGCAGAUUGUUGGGUCUUUACCAAUGGAAUUUGCUGUGAGACUCACUGUUUGGACACCAAAUGAUAAUGUGUACUGUAAUGGAGUGAUGUACUGGAUAACAUCAGCUCGUGCUUACAGUUUAAUGGGUUUUGACAUUUCGUCGAACACAUGGAGGGAGUUGAGAGUUCCAAUGGCUAGUGAGCUUGAAUUCGCGUCUAUUGUGUUGAGAAACGAGAAAUUGACCCUCGUGGGUGGCACGUGUGGUGAUUGUGCGUCCGUGUGGGAAUUGGGUCAGGGUGAUACCUGGGUUUUGGUUGGGAAGGUCCCAUUUGAGCUUAAAAAGAAGUUUUUGGGGGAAAAAGGAAGUUGGGUUAGUACAAAGUGUGUGAGCAGUAAUGGAGCAAUUUACUUGUACAGAGAUCUUGAGUCUGGAAUGAUUGUUUGGAAGGAAAAAGAAGAAGAAGAAAAGGGUAAGUGGGAAUGGUUUUGGAAUGAGGGUUGUUCUUCAGUUAGAGGAAGAAAAGUCCCAAAUUUGCAGAUCAAAGGAGUGAUUUUUCCUCCAAAUCUUUCUCCUUCAUGCUUCUUUUAGAUUAGAUUUUAAAUUAAAUUACACAAACUUUUGUUUUUGUACAUGAGUUCUCUGUUUUUCAUUCAUAAUGUUAAAAUAAAUUAGAAAAAGCUUCAGUUUGAAUGUAA
Cannabis sativa is the source of this 1762-nucleotide messenger RNA. RefSeq names its product F-box/kelch-repeat protein At5g15710-like. NCBI's taxonomy places the organism in Eukaryota, Viridiplantae, Streptophyta, Magnoliopsida, Rosales, Cannabaceae. The coding region runs from base 501 to 1655 and encodes 384 amino acids. Gene Ontology annotation, molecular function: protein binding. The record is from RefSeq and is a predicted model, not a curated record. The transcript has a single exon.